Drosophila kikkawai is the source of this 828-nucleotide messenger RNA. RefSeq names its product Antigen 5-related 2 (gene Ag5r2). The record is from RefSeq and is a predicted model, not a curated record. NCBI's taxonomy places the organism in Eukaryota, Metazoa, Arthropoda, Insecta, Diptera, Drosophilidae.
GCAGGAAAACAACUCACAAUGAAACUCGCUUUGGUUGCCAUCCUCCUGGUGGCUGUGGGCCUGGCCCAGGCCACCGACUACUGCUCGUGGGACAUCUGCAACGGUGGCUCCCACAUUGCCUGCGGGCACAGCAACUGGUGGGACAGCGCCUGUCCCGGCGAUGCCGAACUGAUCGACAUCAAUGACGACUACAAGUGGGUCUUUGUCCACUCGCACAACGACAAGCGAAACUACAUUGCUGGAGGCUAUGAUCCCAAUCACAAUGCCGCCUGCCGCAUGGCCACCAUGGAAUGGGACGACGAGCUGGCCUACCUGGCCUCCCUCAAUGUCCGGCAAUGCAACAUGGUCCACGACAGCUGCCACAACACGGACGCCUUCAAGUACUCUGGCCAGAAUCUGGCCUGGCAGGCCUAUUCCGGCAGCCUGCCCGACAUGGGCUACAUUCUGGACAACAGUGUCCAGAUGUGGUUCGACGAGGUGCACAACUCCAACAGUGGCAUCAUUGAUGGUGGCUAUCCAUCGGGCUACAGUGGACCGGCCAUUGGUCACUUCACCGUGAUGAUGUCCGAGAGGAAUACCCGCGUGGGCUGUGCCGCUGCCAGGUAUAACCGUGAUGGCUGGAACCAGGUUUUGGUGGCCUGCAAUUAUGCCACCACCAACAUGAUCGGUCGCCAGAUCUACUCCAGCUGUGACUAUGGUUCCCAGGGCUGCAACUCCGGCAGGAAUGAUGAGUUUGGCAACCUUUGCUCUGCCUCCGAGUGGUAUGAUGUCAACAGCUGGUAGGGAUCUGCUGGCUUGGAGAGAUUAAAGCCCCCAAUGAGAUACUGA